GUGUGACGUCAGCCAGCAGCCCGUCCCCCCCCCUCCAGCGCCCCCCCCGCCCCGUUCCCAGGCCCGUAACAUUAGGGAGGAAAAUGUUACUUUCCGUCCAGCCGCGGGCCGCCAUCGCCACAUUUGGCUACAAUAAGACCAGCAAGAAGCAGCCUUAUGUGUCAGUGGCCCAGCAGAUGGCGCCCCCGAGUCCCAGCGGCAGCAACAACAACAGCAGCAGCAGCAGCAGCGGAGGCGGCGGGGGAGGCGGGGACCAGCUGAGCAAAACCAACCUGUACAUCCGGGGCCUGCACCCGGGCACCACCGACCAGGACCUCGUCAAGCUGUGCCAGCCAUACGGCAAAAUCGUUUCCACGAAAGCUAUCCUGGACAAGACGACCAACAAGUGCAAAGGCUACGGCUUUGUCGAUUUCGACAGCCCCACGGCGGCGCAGAAGGCCGUGACGGCGCUGAAGGCCAGUGGGGUGCAGGCCCAGAUGGCGAAGCAACAGGAGCAGGACCCCACGAACCUGUACAUCUCCAACCUGCCGCUCAGUGUGGACGAGCAGGAGCUGGAGGGGAUGCUGAAACCCUUCGGACAGGUGAUCUCCACCCGCGUCCUGCGCGACCCCAACGGCACCAGCCGCGGCGUCGGCUUCGCCAGAAUGGAGUCCACAGAAAAGUGCGAAGCCAUCAUCACCCACUUCAACGGGAAAUACAUCAAGACCCCCCCAGGGAUCCCAGCCCCCUCAGAUCCGCUGCUUUGCAAGUUUGCCGACGGGGGGCAGAAGAAGCGCCAGCCGCAGGGGAAGUACGUGCAGAACGGGCGGGCCUGGCCGCGGGACGGCGACUCGAGUGGCAUGACCUUGACCUACGACCCCACCACGGCUCUGCAGAACGGGUUCUACCCGACCCCCUACAGCCUGGCCCCCAACAGGAUGAUGGCUCAGACCACGCUCGCCCCUUACCUCCCGUCACCCAUGUCCUCCUACCAGGUUCACAGCCCGUCCUGGAUGCACCAUCAGUCAUACCUCAUGCAGCCCACGGGGACGGUGCUGACGCCGACCAUGGACCACACCAUUUCCAUCCAGCCCGCCUCCAUGAUGGGCCCCCUGACCCAGCAGCUGGGCCACCUCUCCCUCAGUAGCACUGGCACGUACAUGCCAGCGGCAGCAGCUAUGCAAGGAGCUUACAUCCCUCAGUACACGCCCGUGCCUUCCUCCAGCAUCUCAGUUGAGGAGAACAGCGGCCAGCAGAGCCAAGUGGCUGUCGAGUCUCCGUCAGAUCACGCUGCCUACUCCUAUCAGUACAGCAAGUAACUGCAGCUGGACCAGGCGUCUCUGCUCCGAGCGCUCGCCCCGAGGGAGAUCGCCACCUCCUCUUUGAUUUGUGCUGCAUCUAGAAGAUCGAAUCCAAUUUUUUUUUCUUCGUUCGUUUCUUUCUUUUGCAAAGAAAACAGUUUUGUAAAAAAAAAACAACAAAAAAAAAACCGGCAAUAGACUUUGCUCACCAAGGAACCAAAGCGGUGGAAUGGGGGGGCUGGGUCACCAGAUCCACUCCGCGCGGACGGACAGAUGGACUGAGGCCUAUUUUAAUAGGAGGGGGAAAAAAAAGUGUUUGGUUUAUUUUUGGUCGUUGUUUUGAAGAACCCCCCCUUUUUUUUUUGGGUGGUUCUUUGAGGAAAGGCUUGAUCCAGGAGGGUGGAUCUGGCUGCCCCGGAGUGGCGAGGCUGCAGCUUCGAAUCUCUGGGACAAUCGUCGUUUUCUUUUGUCAAUUAAGGAUUACUUUUUCGUUCCUUUCUUUUUCUUUUCUUUUCUUUUUUUUAAAGGAAAAAUAUGCAACGUUUGAACAAUUCUAUAUUGAGGGGGUUUUUGGUUGUACUGCUCCCCGACCGAUUCCGCCCGUCUCUUCGCCCCCCUCCGGACGCUUCUCCACGCCUGAAUGCCACUGUAGGAUAAAGAAUUUUUUUCCGGGGGAGGGGUUGCUUUAAAAGAAAAGGAAAAAACCGCCACAAAAACCUACAAAAAAAAGCCCCACGGUUGAUUUUAUUGUUUUUUGCUUUUUUUUUUUCUCCCGGGUUUUAUAAAAAAGGAAAAAAGUCAAAAAAAAAAAGAAAAAAGAAACACUAAAAAUCCCAGGAUCUAAUGAGAUAAACCGAGCAGGAAUCCGUGACUUUCCACCGGGAGGAUGAGGCGGGAGAUACGCUGCAUCGUGCACUGGCUGGCGGGAUUUUGGGCAGGGGAAAAGUUGGCCACGAACUCCGUGCCAGGACGCAGCUCCAGGAAACCUCUAGGAUCCGUAAUCUUCUCCCUGCUUGAGUUUUGCCGGACAGGAUCGCUGCUUGUGUUGGAUUCCAGUUUGGACUGGGGGGGCUUCGUGGUCUCUGCUCCGGCCCCUGUCCUUUCCUAUUAGAUGCUACGUACGUGGACUCGCCUGGGUCAGGACUCCGGACUCGGCCCUGGCCCCCCUUCCAAAAGCCUCGUGCCGCUUUUCUGCGUCACCAGUGACGUCUUGUGCUUCCGGACUCCGCUCUCUGUCCACCUGUCCCACGCGCCUAUGGCCCGAGGGGACCCGGCACCGGCCCCAUCCGCCCUGCGGGAUAUACAGUGCCUUCACUGCCUGCGUUCCAGACUGUGCCAGCAGACCGCCCCCCCCGCCGCCGUGGUGACCUCCCCGCCCCCCACCACUGGGAUCCGUGCACGGGGGGGGGAACAGCCGACUGGCAAC
Chrysemys picta bellii (western painted turtle) is the source of this 2706-nucleotide messenger RNA. It is a transcript of the gene RBMS2, whose product is annotated as RNA binding motif single stranded interacting protein 2. The record is from RefSeq and is a predicted model, not a curated record. Gene Ontology annotation, molecular function: mRNA binding. NCBI's taxonomy places the organism in Eukaryota, Metazoa, Chordata, Testudines, Emydidae. Gene Ontology annotation, cellular component: nucleus; cytoplasm; ribonucleoprotein complex.